Molecule: messenger RNA, 3277 nt
Organism: Athalia rosae (coleseed sawfly)
Lineage: Eukaryota; Metazoa; Arthropoda; Insecta; Hymenoptera; Athaliidae
Product: homeobox protein Nkx-2.6
Exons: 3
Coding region: 972-2162 (396 amino acids)
Biological process (GO): regulation of transcription by RNA polymerase II; cell differentiation
Cellular component (GO): nucleus
Molecular function (GO): DNA-binding transcription factor activity, RNA polymerase II-specific; RNA polymerase II cis-regulatory region sequence-specific DNA binding
Source: RefSeq, a predicted model, not a curated record
UCUGGGAAAUAAAGAAUUAAAUAGCGGACAGACGAUUUCAUCGACAUUUUUUAUAAUAUCGUGAGUUUAAUAAAGGACAGUCGCCGUUUCCGGGUCACCAAAAAAUUCGCGUGAAUCAUUUUUUAGCAUAGUUCGUUUUGGGACGAUUCGAAUUUUCCAAACCGUUUGUGAUCUCCGAUUUUAGAAUUCUGAAAACCUUCGGGAGCGAUUGAACGUAUAAUCGUGAAACACACAGAGCCGGGACAAAGAUUUCUUUACGACUCGUACGCGAGUGUGUAUUAUAUCGCGACUGUCUCGGUUAAAAAUGGCCGAUGAUCCGUGGAGCUCACAAACACAUUUGUGGGUGGUUGUUAGUCGGAGAGCGAACACUUGACUGUUUGGAAAGCCGGAGCGUUCGGUGGUGAACCUCGAAGCGCACUGUGCUUCUGCCCUCCGACCUGACCAGUGUGACCGACCGCUUCAUCCCCUGCUUCGGAGACCGAGAAGAUCGGGACAGAUCGGUCACAAUUAGCCGCUUCGUUUGAUUUCACUCAGUAGUUACAUGUCGCAAUUCUCGAAGCUUUCAUCACCCUAAAACGCGUCCCUCGUUCGAGUCAACUGUCACAAGUGUUUUCUCUCGGCUACGCAUCUAGUUAAGGGUCGCGCGUUAUUCGGAAGUGGAGGUUUUAUUGGGCCAUAAAAAUUGCGAAACAUAAUUUUUAAAGAGAUCUGAAAAAAAAACAAGUUAACGAGGCCGAACGAAAAGAGGGACAGUUUCAUGGCUGGAGAACACGUUCUUCGUGUCGAGUGUUUCUUGUUGAAGUUCGGUGAUCUGCGAGUUUGAGGAAUAAUCGAACUUUGAGAGUUCCAGUGGUUUUGGAUUACACUUGAUCGUAUGGUGGAUACGGUGUCGUCGUUUUUACGAAAGUAACGAUCGAACUGGAAAAAGGAUUAGAGUGAAUAUUUUCGAAAACAAUUGAUAAUGUGUUAGAAUGCUGUCUACGUCUACGUCGGGAACUCCGUUUAGCGUACGCGAUAUUCUGAACGAAGAUCAGCAACUUCAAUGCGCGAUGGAUUGCUACCCUCAACAACAACAACAGCAGCAACAGCAGCAGCAGCAACAUCUUUCCCAGGACUAUUACGCGUAUAAUAUAGUAGCGGAGAAUAAUUGGGAGAUCGAAAAAUACAAGGAGCAGCAAGGGGUGAUUUCUGGAUACCAGAAUUAUCAUACGGAAAUGAAUCACGUCCAUCAACUGAGCCAAGUCAUGCCGCCGUACAAUCAGGAGAGCCCCGCAGUCGUCGAAGAGGGUAACGUAGUAACUUCCAGCAAGACGGAACUCCGUAAGAAUCAAUCCGGUAAACGUACGAAACGAAAACCUCGAGUGUUAUUUUCUCAGGCCCAAGUUUACGAGCUCGAACAGCGUUUCAAGCAGCAACGUUACCUGAGCGCACCCGAACGAGAGCUUUUGGCGCAGACGUUGAAGCUGACCAGUACACAGGUGAAAAUCUGGUUCCAGAAUCGUCGUUACAAGAACAAGCGAGCUCGCAUCGAAGACGCGGAAAAACUUCACGCUCAGAAUAUGAAGAGUCAGUCACUGAAGAAGAUUCCGGUUCCAGUUCUGAUCAAGGACGGCAAACCGAACAUACAGGAGGCUUACAACGCUCCGGCUUACUGGCCGAAUCUUCGGCCCGACAUCGGCAUGGGAAUGGGCGGCGAUUUUCGAUCGACCGACGUCCGUCUCAGCCCGGAGUUCAGGGCCAACCAAGCGGAGCACAUGCGUCUCGACACCACCAGCGUCAGCCCCGAAUUUCGAUCCGAUAUCAAUUCCGAAUUGAGCGGACGUUCGAGUCUAAAUUCCGACAUCCACAGGCACAUAAGUCCGGACUUCAGGGGCAACAAUUUGACUCCCGAAAUUCGACCUGGGACCAUGCAGUGCGACGGAAGACUGGUGAAAACCGAAUGUCGUGCUAACAUUUCUAACGAUUCGUCGCUAUUUCCCGAUCUCAAGGUCAUCGGUAUCGACACCAAACCGAUGAUCACCGACAACAGAACCGUCCAGGACAUCGCGGGAACUGAUUACAAUUUUACAAACAGCUAUCUAAGUCCUCCGAAUUAUCAGAUGCAGUACGUUAAUUACAUGGACCAAGUACCGAUGGAACAAAAUCUUCAGAGGCUGUGGUAGUUGUAUACCGUUCGAGAAUUAGGUGAAAGUGAACGAAAUUUUAACCAAAAAAGUAUUCAUUAGGAUAUAUAGUACAAUACAGUGCAGAGUUUUGUAUGAUAAUGCUGAAUGUGGAUAAACUAUACAUGUGUAGUCAACGACUCAACGAUGUAACGCACCUUAUUGGCAGCUGUAUUUUGUAAAGUAGCUAGACUAGUUUCCGUCUUUGUUUCCCGUUUAUUUUUUGUCCGGUAUAUUUUUAAGUGGUCGCUCAAGAGCGGAGCGGAAAUUCUUCGAGUGUUUUUUGCGGAAGCAUUAAUUCAGAGCUGUUGAACCUGCUCCUUGCCAAACUGCAGUUGGCGAUUGUUAUGAAGAGAUUUUUUGGGCAAUGCCUACUCAAAGAAUAAUUUUCAAAAACCCCAUAGACUUGAAUAGAAUUUAACUAGAAUUAGUUUUCGAGGAUCAAAGCGCGACGAUUCGUCGCGGUAAAAAGCACAGGCCUAUAAAAUAGCUAACGCUUCGUUAUACGAGCAUAUUGCAGCCCGAUCGGACCUGUAAAGCGAAUUUGGCAAAAAUUUCGCACAAGGAGAAAAGUACGUGCAAGAAUAAGUGAAAAAUAAACAAAUAAACAACGAUUUAGUUUAUAAAUAGGUGAGUUACGACAACUUGAGCGAUGCCAGGGGCGCUUUUAGGUUAUCAGCAAAAGCACGAUGGGUCAUCUGGCAGUCAAGUGGCCCCAACUAUAGCGUACGUUUAUAGGUGGUGGGCGCCUUUACUCUCCGCUAUAUUAUAUCGCCUUGUGCCGUUAGUACGGUGCUACCGAUGCCAUAAAGGGUCCUGGGAACGGAACGAUAAAACUGUCAGGCUUAAUUUUAUCCACCAGGUACAGAUAGGUGGGCAUAUCUGCUUCUGCUGGGAACAAGAUUAAAACCAUCGACUUCGCGCUAAACGGCUCACCCCCGUGAAUCGGGAGCCGAAAAUUAUGGUUCUCGACGAUUUUCGAUCCUCCCGUUGGCAAAUGAUCGAUCGAUUAUGGAUGUACUCAAUAAAUACUUAUAUACGUGUAAAAAUUUGAUGAAAAAAAAAAAAUAAAUAAAUAUUGUUUCGAUUUUUCUCUUCUAUAUGAAUAAAUUGUU